UCUUAACUUUGCGUUUGUUUUUCUUACUCUAAAAACAAUGACUUUUUCCGAUGAUCUCGCACCACCAUGUGUGAACAAGAACAAUCAUCACGUGAAGAGAAGAAGCACAAAAAAGAGAACGAUAAGAAGGAAGGAACUCGAAGAAUUGAUCAGCGCAGCCAUAAGAGCCGCUCAUGUUGCAAGAGACAAAGGGUUUUACAUCGUCUCUCCCGAAGCCAUACGAUGCGUUAAGAUCCUUAGACAGAUACGAAGCUUACCUCUAAACGCUCGGGUUAUCACCAAGACCGACGGCUUUUCUACUCUUCUAUUCCUCUCCAAGAAUGGUAACCCUAAAAUCCGCUCCGAGUCGCAGUCCGUCAUUGAUCACUGGAAGGGCAUUCUCCAAAACAAAAGUCAAUAA
Molecule: messenger RNA, 400 nt
Organism: Camelina sativa (false flax)
Lineage: Eukaryota; Viridiplantae; Streptophyta; Magnoliopsida; Brassicales; Brassicaceae
Cellular component (GO): nucleus
Source: RefSeq, a predicted model, not a curated record